Histoplasma mississippiense is the source of this 3000-nucleotide messenger RNA. RefSeq lists its product with no specific name. Gene Ontology annotation, molecular function: 3'-5' DNA helicase activity; ATP binding; four-way junction DNA binding. NCBI's taxonomy places the organism in Eukaryota, Fungi, Ascomycota, Eurotiomycetes, Onygenales, Ajellomycetaceae. The coding region runs from base 1 to 3000 and encodes 999 amino acids. Gene Ontology annotation, biological process: replication fork reversal; double-strand break repair via synthesis-dependent strand annealing; interstrand cross-link repair. The record is from RefSeq and is a predicted model, not a curated record. The transcript is spliced from 3 exons.
AUGUCGAGCUCCUUCGGCAGUGAAUUCAGCAACUUCGAUGAUGAUGACAUCCUCCCCGUUGUUAAUGACGCCACUUCCGCUGAUUUUUCAGCUGCCAGCUCUGACAGCUCUCGAGCCCCGAAACGAAGACGGUUGAGCCAUUCCCGGACAAGUGACAAAAGAGACGCUCGCACUUCUUGGGGUACCCUCAGCGGAACGGGGCACGAGAGCGGCCAUGAAUCAGGUCAAAGCCAAGACACUCUGCCAUCGCUUCAUCGAGCACCGGUUGCCAGGCGCAAGGAUGAAAUUAAUACAAAGCCAACCGGUCCAAAGUACAAAAUAUAUCAGUCAAAACACCCCCGUGCCCAAGAACCGACUUUCGUUACUCAGUUGACCCAACCUCCAUCGAGCCCAUCGAUAAUCCGUGGACCUCGGUGGAAGAAGCCUGACCCAGAGGACCUUGCUGUAAAACGUGCUCCAACUCCCGUCAUUGACAGGAGUCGGAAUCUUCCGGAGACAAACAAUAAUGAUAUGGAUGGGGAUUUAAGAGUUGCCAUUGCCGCAUCUCUGGAAUCUUUUCGAAGAGAAAACAAAGGAGACAUGGAACCAUGGCCUAAUCCUAAGGAACGAAAAAGUCCCGUCUCAUCCAAUUCUAAUUUUGGGCCUCAGGAUGCCUUUUUUGAUAUUGGAGAUAUCCCUGAAGACGCCUUCGACUCUUCCCUGGAUUCAUCAUUUGAUUCGCCCCAAAAGGCUCCCGUUUUAGUUCCAUCGUCCCAGCCUUUUCCUUUUCAAUCCUCAUUCCGUCAACAAGACGCCCAGAUAGUUUUCGUUGCUCCAACAAAACCACUGGUCUCCCAGCAAGUUGUCGCAUGUUUCGGUAUUGCCGGGAUACCUCGGUCACAAACUGUGAUGCUUACUGGGAGUACAGGGCCAGCAAUACGUGCUGCGGAAUGGCAGAGCAAGCGGGUUUUCUUCAUGACACCUCAAACUCUUGUUAACGAUCUUAAAAAUGGACAUGCAGAUCCGAAACGGAUUGUCCUACUUGUCAUUGAAGAGGCCCACCGUGCCACUGGUGGCUAUGCCUACGUUGAAGUGUUGAGAUACGAACGGAAAGAGUCGCUUGACAUUCGUGAAUAUGUUCAUUCACGAAAUAUUGAAAUUGAGACUUUUGAUUACUCUGAAGAUAUGAUCAUGUGCAUGGAUUUAUUCGGCAAGUCGUUGCAGCCCGUCCUGGAUAAACUUCGAAGCCAGAAUGCCCAUUGGGCAAAGGACCCGAUGACUCUUACCCCGUACGGACUCACUGUCGCCAGAAAGGACUGGUUGAAGUCACCCGCUGGGAGGAAUGCAAAUAAUGGGCUCAAGGGUAUGGUACAUGCCAUUUUCUCGGUACUUUCGAGUUUGGCCCACGCAAUAGACCUCCUGAAAUACCACGGGAUUGGGCCGUUCUACCGCAACCUCGUUUCAUUUCAGAGCACUUUGGGUGCAGGCGGUAGUAAAUACCAACGCCAAAUCGUUGACGAUGGGAAUUUCAAAACGCUGAUGAAUCGGCUGAGGAUGUGGACCAAUAAUGAAGACUUUAUUGGGCACCCGAAACUGGAAUUCCUAAAAAGGGUCGUGUUGAACCAUUUCAUGGAUGCGGAAAAAGAUGGGGACGAUUCCAUUGGAAAUAGACAUCCGUCAGGUACGCGAAUAAUGGUGUUUGCGCAUUUUCGUGACAGUGCGGAAGAGAUCGUGAGGGUAUUGAAAAGACACGGUCCGAUGAUCCGUCCACAUGUGUUUGUUGGGCAAGCGGCUGCGAAAGGAUCAGGUGGGAUGGACCAAAAGACACAACUCGAAAUCAUCGAGAAAUUCAAAGAGGGGACAUAUAACACAAUUGUCGCUACCUCCGUCGGUGAAGAAGGCCUUGACAUUGGCGAAGUUGACCUCAUAGUGUGUUAUGACUCUUCCGCCUCGCCCAUCAGGAUGCUACAAAGGAUGGGUCGAACCGGAAGAAAAAGAAGAGGGAAUAUUGUUCUUCUUUUGAUGAAAGGCAAGGAAGAAGACUCGUUCACAAAAGCAAAGGAUAAUUACGAGAAAAUGCAACGGAUGAUAGCUAGUGGGGCUCGUUUUACGUUCCACGAUGAUAAGUCUCCACGAAUACUUCCGCGAGAUAUACAUCCUGCAGUGGAUGAACGACAAAUAGACAUUCCAGUUGAAAACUCCCAGACCGAUUUACCGGAACCCACCAAGCGAGCGAGAGUUCCUAAGCGGCUUCCCAAGAAAUUUCACAUGCCUGAUGGUGUUGAAACUGGAUUCACCAAGGCAUCUCGUAUCAGUGGCAUGAAGGUGAGCCGCAAGGCUACUGAAAGCCUCCGCAAAUCUCCGCCAAAAGUCGUGGAAGUUUUUGAUAUCCCGCCAUUGGAUGAAGUUCUUCUUUCGAAGGACGAACGAAGAGAACUCGAACAAAGAUAUUGCAGUAUCGGGGGCACGAGCCCUCAGUUUGUCUCCAGGCCACGAAUUGAUGCCUAUCCCGAGCUGCAAAGAUCUUACCGCCCAACAAAGUUUGUAAAGCACGGGGCCGUCACCUGCCGACUCGUAAAGGCUUUUCAAAAUAUGAAUGCCUUGACAACCGACUGCGCGGACCAUUUUAAAGCUCAUCUACACCCCGAUGACCAAAUUGAGCAGUACGAAGCUGUAGCUUUGAAAGGCACUGACCGAAGGAAACACCCUUCUUUUUCACGGGUCCACGAGAAAUGUCCUGACCCGCCCGACCUUAAUCGACAAAUACACCAUUUUAACAAUGGGUCCCAGCCAUUUUCUCCAUUGAUGCGUUCCCAAUACUCGCCCCAGCUCCCACCGAAAGAUCGAUAUCUCAGUUCUCAAGGUAGUGCAGGGGAUGACCUCGAACUUCCUGAUGUUGAAACGCUUUUCAACCAGCUUACUGGGAAGCGAAAAGCGGAACAUGAGCAACAAAGUCCGUCAAGAGGCACACGGGGAAAACUGUGUAUAGUUAGCGAUGACACUGACGAUUUUGAUAUUUAG